Molecule: messenger RNA, 4858 nt
Organism: Linum tenue
Lineage: Eukaryota; Viridiplantae; Streptophyta; Magnoliopsida; Malpighiales; Linaceae
Source: the annotation of a GenBank genome assembly
AAAACUUCCUCUCUAUAAGAAACCCCUCUGUUCUUCUUCCUCCCUCCAAAAAGAAUUUAUAUGAGCAAAAAAUCAAAUUACGCCACAAAACGCCGCCUCUCUCUGUCACCACUUGCUCCCAAUUCCCCCCGGACGAAAAUGGAGGCUCUCCGCGUCGCGCCGCCGCAACCGCCGCUACUCAGGCUGCAGGGAGCCGCCGAGUUCCGCGCUCCCAGGGCGCUGGCUGGAGGAGGAGCAAGAAGAGCGUCGUCCAAGCCGCUCAAUGUCUCCGCCUCCCUGUCGAGACCUGCCGCCGAGAUCUCCCCAUUGCCGAUGCCCGCCGUCGGCUCUCGCGACAAUUCGUUGGCGGAGGCGGUGAAGGUGUCUGCUGCUCCGCCGAGGAGGAAGGUAUCUCCGAGUUCGCUGCAGUACCCACCCGGUUACCUCGGGGCGGUGCCCGACCGGAGCGGAGGAGGUGGUGGCGGCGACGAUGUCAUCGGGGCGAUGGGGUAUUUGACCAAUAUACUCUCGUCGAAGGUGUACGACGUGGCGAUUGAGUCUCCAUUGCAGUUCGGGCCUAAGCUCUCGGAGAAGCUGGGCGUCAAGGUCUGGCUCAAGCGGGAAGAUUUGCAGCCGGUGUUUUCAUUCAAGCUGCGUGGUGCGUACAACAUGAUGGCAAAACUUACAAAGGAGCAGUUAGAAAGAGGAGUGAUCUGCUCAUCAGCUGGAAACCAUGCCCAAGGAGUAGCACUAGCUGCAAAAAGACUUGGUUGCAAUGCUAUAAUUGCCAUGCCUGUAACUACCCCUGACAUCAAGUGGCAAUCAGUUGAGAGAUUGGGUGCUACAGUUGUUUUGGUGGGAGACUCUUAUGAUGAGGCACAAAUAUAUGCUAAGCAGAGAGGGCAACAGGAAGGGUUGACCUUUGUACCUCCUUUUGACCACCCGGAUGUGAUUAUGGGACAAGGAACUAUCGGAAUGGAGAUUGUGCGCCAGAUGCAAGGCCCAUUGCGUGCCAUCUUUGUGCCUGUUGGUGGUGGUGGAUUGAUAGCUGGCAUUGCUGCAUAUGUUAAAAGAGUUAAUCCUGAUGUGAAGAUCAUUGGAGUAGAACCAGCUGAUGCAAAUGCUAUGGCUUUGUCGCUGCAUCACAAUGAGAGAGUGAUGUUGGACCAGGUUGGUGGGUUUGCAGAUGGUGUGGCUGUUAAAGAGGUUGGGGAAGAAACUUUUCGGCUAUGCAAGGAGUUGAUAGAUGGCGUGGUUCUAGUAAGCCGCGAUGCUAUCUGUGCUUCGAUUAAGGACAUGUUUGAAGAGAAAAGGAGCAUUUUAGAGCCAGCCGGUGCUCUAGCGCUCGCUGGUGCUGAAGCGUACUGCAAAUACUAUGGCAUAAAGGGAGGAGACAUUGUGGCAAUAACCAGUGGGGCGAACAUGAACUUUGAUAAACUGAGAGUGGUGACUGAGCUUGCCAAUGUUGGCCGAAAAAAGGAAGCUGUGCUUGCAACAGUCUUGCCAGAGGAACCUGGGAGUUUCAAAGAUUUCUGUGAACUGGUGGGUCCUAUCAAUAUAACGGAGUUCAAGUAUAGGAGUAGUUCUGAGAAGGAAGCUGUUGUCCUGUACAGUGUUGGCCUCCAUAUGGUAUCUGAACUUGAAGCGAUGAAGCAGCGGAUGGAAUCUGCUCAGCUAAAAACUUACAAUCUGACAGAAAGCGAUUUGGUUAAAGACCACUUGCGUUAUUUGAUGGGUGGCAGAUCAUCUGUCCGAGACGAGCUUCUCUGUCGAUUCGUCUUCCCAGAAAGACCUGGAGCUCUGAUGAAGUUUCUUGAUGCAUUCAGUCCCCGAUGGAACAUUACCUUGUUCCAUUACAGAGGCCAGGGAGAGACUGGCGCUAACGUGCUGGUGGGAAUCCAAGUCCAGCAUAGGGAGAUGGACGAGUUCUACCUCCGCGCCAAUGAUCUUGGAUACGAUUUCGUUGUUGUAACUGACGACGACAAGUUCCAGCUUCUGAUGCAUUAAGAAGAUGGUAGAGUGGUGAUCGUCUUCGUAAGUUGCUAUGUGAGACAUUCAAAACGUUUUCUUUUUGUUGUAACCUACAGUAGGAUAGUGUUUUCCAAAUGUUGAAUUGUCAUGCUGGAUAAGUAGGUCCGGGUAGUGACUGUUUGGCAUUGGAGCUGUAUAUAUAGAAUAAAUUCCUUAGAAGCAGUGAUCAUGUAAGUUUAUGUUCUGGAUUUAAUAGUAGAACCUUGGAGCUUAAAUUGCAGAAUUCUCCAUGGUUUCACCAAAGAACUUUCUAUUGAGUAAUAUCUUCCUUGACUGUGCUAGCUCUGAUACUGUAGGGGAAGCUGACUUGUUGAACGAUAGCAUGACCUCCAAAAGGGGGAAGAAAGUACUGCAGCAAAUUGAGACUUAUAGGAUACUCUAUUGAAUUUGAUAAAUUUAGCUGUUGAUGGUGCAUACAUUAUUGACCCAAGGAAUAAAGAAUUGCUUAUUUGACUUAUCAAGCUUGUGCUUGUAGCACUGAUGGAACUAUGGAAUCUACGAUAUGAGGGACAAUCCUUGUGAAAGCAGGGAUUGAGCUAGGAUCGUAUUAGCUGCUUCAGAAGGGUGGAAUCCAUCCCAGAACACGUACUCUGUAGCGUUAGAACAUGUACCCAAUGACAUUGAAUUACAGAGAAAUGAAGUCUCUAGGACACCCGUCCCGCAGCAAGCCUUCCUUGCCUCGAAGAACCCUGCCAUAGAUAUUGUUUGUUGAUCAAGUUCAAGAGAGGAUUGUAGAUAUCGAAGACAACAAGUUUAAGCCCCGGGAGUCCUUGUGCAAUGCUCUGAGAAGUUGUGUUCAGCUUUUGGUUGAAGGAGCUAGCAUCCCAGUUCAGCCUCUCAACGCAAUUGUUGCUUCCGUGGCCAAAGAGGGUGAUAGCUGCAGGCAAACACCCUGUUGGUGGCAGAGUUGUCACUCCAAUCCUCCUUGCUCCAAGCCCGUAUAGGUUCUGUUCACAUUACCACUUUUCUCUUUAGUACAAACCAGAUCACCUAGGUUUUCGUAGUAAGCAACAAAAUUUAAAUUGAAUCUUGAAAAGACACCUGAAUGAAGGUAGCAUAAGAUUUCAUGAGCUUGUCAGACCACUGAUCAGGUGUGUAGAGGGUGUUGAGAAUAGGGUCGACAUAGUAGUUCUGAAUGAAAUCACUGGUUCCUGUGCUCAAAAGAUGAAUCCCUUUAGAGAAUGUGUCAGUGGCUUUCUCGAACCCCACCUGACUCUCGACUCUUGCUCUGUAUUCCUUGUAGUUCUCCAGCUGCCUUGUCAAUGAAACUGCUCCCUACAGACCCAGCCACAAUAAGAGAAAGAAGUGUCAAGCUUUUAACUCUUUUACAUCAUCUAAUUAGAAUUUGUAUAGAGUUGAGAAGUUUACAUAUAGGUGGGCUGUUCCAUCAAGCAUGCCAGAGGCACCUGAAGCAAAAUUGGCUCCAGUCAGAGCACUUCCCAAGCUGGCUUCUUGACUUAGAUAGGGAGGAGGGUAUGUGUCAAAACCCAUAUAUUCAGCUGCAUUUCAGAAACAACCAAACCAGAACAACUUUCGUGAAUGGUCAGCUUCCUAUAGCAGAAAACCAAGAAGUAAUCUUAUUUCUACUAUACCAGUUAUGUCUAUGGCCAGCUUCCCAUUGCAGAACCUCCCAGUUGGUCUAUGCUCGGCGAAAUCCCUUCCAUAAGGAGGGAAGUUUGCCCUGAUGAGAGUGAUGAGAUUGUUGUUGUUUCCAACGUCAGCAACCGAAUCCCCGAAGAUGGUAAGUGAUGGAACUAGAGGUUCAGCCACCGCCAUUGAAAAGACCAAAGCUAGAACCAGAAGUGAAGUUCCCCAAACAGCACCCAUUUUUCUCUUUCUUCCGAGUUCCCCUUGACCUCUGUGUGUCUAUGUUUGUUUUUAUCAGAACCCGCUUAUAGUGAAUGAUGAGAAAAAGCAGGCUGGUGGAAGGGCUAUUUAAAGGCCUGUCAAAGUGGGAACAUGCAAUCGGCAAUCCCCUUAAACUGCCAAAGGAAGCCACUUUUGUUUCCUUUUCCAUUCUUCUAUUAUUCAGCAUUUUGCCUAGUUUGGAUGGAAAGUUGAAACCCAGGUCACGGAUUAUACCAGAGGUACCAUUUCUUGGUGUUUGGACUGGACCAAAGUUCUGUUGGUUCUCAGUUGAGCUGAUUACCUCUAUGUUGCAGUAGUCCCCAUUCAAACUAUAUAUUUUAAUAUUCCAUGAGAAAGAUUGAUUCUUUAUUUUGUUCUGUUUCGUUAUUCCAUCAUCUGAAGCAUUGUAACUUGUAAGAGAGGACGGUUAAAGCAGAUGUUGUUUGAAACGGACUUUUGUCAUUAAGCUGAGUGUAGAAUAUUGGGUUCUUUUGGUUUCAGCAUUUCAGGUACUCAACGAAACUCCAUGGGGAAUGCUUUUCUGGUCAGCUAUGGAAGGGUAGUGUUGCCAAAUCUCAUGCUCGAGAAGUCUCUCAGUUUGGUGGCUGUUAGACACCGGGACUUGUAUAAGGUAUGUGUACUGGAUUUCGUUAUGAUACACUUGGAGCUCAGUACUGGCUGAAUUCUCCAUGAUCCACUGAAAGAGCUUCAGUGGCUCAAGUUCUUAUACUGGACAAGACCCUAGGCUGAAAUUCAAGCAUAGCAUGAUUCAUGAAGGCGCCAUGGACUGGAACUUAGGUGGAAGCUGGCCUGUUGAACAUCUCAAGGCCAUAAACUUCUUCCUUGAUAUGUUUGUAACUUGUGAGCCAACAUAUUCCUGCUCUUUCAAGCUUGUUCGCUUGUGACAGCAGUGUAGCAUGAGUUACAGUACAGUUAUUUUGUAGGAGUAAUAUUUUAGAAAGGUUAAUCUCUCUAUAUCGGGUGUACUUGGACUUAAACC